ACAGCAGAUCAGUGAACACACCAGUAUCAGCUUGCCAAUUGAUACGUGUAAGUCCAGGUUAGCCAGAGCUUGUGAGGUGUUCUUGACUGGUCAGCAGGACUAGUUUAUUUAAGCUGCAUUCAAAAAUUAAAUUUCUCUAUAUUGCAAAGUACCUUAUAUAGCAUUAAUUUAUUAUAGGUUACUGAACUCAAAAUAAGGAAUGGAAAGUCUCUAAUCAACAGGCUCUUACAGACACAGAGAAAAGAACGUAUCCACCUGAACAAGCCCAGUCUUGCCGAACAGCCCCGCAUGCAAGUUGGAGGUGGCCCCUCGGCAGUACGCUGGUUGGUGCUGCCGUGAGUGUGGCUGGAGGGCAGGCGGGCGUUGUGGCGUUCCUUUAGCACAUGUGGUGGUCAGUCAUCUGUGAGCCUUUACCUUGAGCAAACUGUACAGGUGGGUGCUUUCCUGUUACAGCACUGGCGUCUUCUCCUGUGAGCUUCUCUAGCUACUUUGGUGUGCCUGACAUUUCCUAGAUGGUAUAGAAUCUCAUUAACCAAACUCCAGAACGUGUGGUGGGAGGGCGCAUACCGGGCCGGGCCCUUUUUCUACCACAGACCCUUAUUAACAUUCUGGUUGCAUUUUUGCAUUCAGCUCCUCAUAUUUACAGCCCCAUCAAGGGCUCAGAGGAAGCUGAGAGACCUCUCUCUUAACCUCUGCUGGCCAAGGUGGCUUCUGUCAGGCCAAAGAAGAAAGAACAUGCAGGGACAUCUGCUUUGCCACUCUGGGAAUUGCUUUGGGUUUUGUUAUCAAAGGAUUUUGUUAUGAAAAAGUUACCUGUAUCCUAAAUUCAGCUGGACCUUGGUUUAGCUACCUGCUUCCUGAGAAGGGAAGUGAGCUCUACCUUUGAUAAAGCCAUUAAAAAAAUAGCAUUUUUACAGCCUUUAAAAGCGUAUUCCCCUCUGUGAGCCUAGCUGCCUCACAACAGCAAGGUCCUGGGCAAAUCCAAAAGCUUGCAGGUGAGGAAACCACUUGCCUUUUGAUUGGCAAAGGCAUUUCCAGGUGAACUGAUCAAAUAUUCAGAACUAUCACAUGCUGUGCAUAUCCUGUAGAAUAUGUUUUCUUUGAUAGGAUGUGAUGGAUCUUUAGAAUUAACCUGUUCUUUUAAAAAGGGUCACACAGGAUUUUAGCUCUCUCCAGUUUAUGAAAAUGUACAAGUCUCAUAUGUUUGUGUGAAUUUAACUAAAUUAUUCCAAAAUCAGCACUACAGUAAGGAUUUUAACCUGUUUUUCCGCAGGCUUUUAAAAUACACACUUUGAUCCUUAUACCUGCAGGUGAUUCAAAGUGAGAAAGCCCAGUCUCUCAUUUUCACAUAUUUGGGAAUAAUGCAGGAUUUGGGUUCCCAAAAUUCUGAAUUACAUUUUGUGAAGUGAAUAUGGAUCUGGAAGUUACUGGGGGAAAGGAAGCGGGGGGCAGGGGGUGAAAGAGAAAGGUGUGGGACUGACUGGGGCAGGGCCUAGGCAAUCCGCAUGCCAGUGGCACUUCAUAGAAAAGCUGUCUGGGAUGGGGCCUCUUACCUGUUGGCUGGAGUGAAGUCCUGUUAACCAGGUCAAUUUAGAACUGCCCAGGGUGAAGGAAGAGUGAGUAUUUAGACUCGUCCUUAUUAUUAAGGAGCUUCUCUGUAUUUAUUUGUGGCAGCUGCUGUACAGGUAACUCUCUUAAUGCUACUAAAAUUAUAUAUAAAAGGAGAUAAAGCACUGCAAAUACAGAGAAGAAUGUAGUAAAUUAUGGGUGUUAUAGUAUCAGUACUGGCAUUUGCUGUUUUAGGUACCUGAUUUAUAUUAUAAAAACUAUGUGUGUAUGGGGAUUAAAGGGAAAAAAACCCACACAAGCAAAACUACAUUGGUAACAAAAUUUGUUUGCUUAACUCUGAAAGCACGGCUCCCCUUAUGCAUCUGGAGGAUAAGCAACCAGCACCAAUACAAUUUUUUUUGUUCCACUUUUCUCAAUUUCAUCUUCAAUACAGUAAUAUUUAUCUACAAUGGGUGGUAGCUGGCUUGACAGGAACUGUGAGUCAAAAUGAUUUCCCAGGCAGACGCUCUUUCAGGUUUUUGCCAAUUCCUUACUGUCUGUGCUGGCUUUCUCAUCUUUACCAAGAACAACAACAAAAGGCUAUGAUUCAAAUAUCUGAAACAGUAGCUAUUGUACUGCUCCUAAAAUCUCCUUAGACUGCAUGGUUUGAAUAGGAAUUGUUGACAUUCAACAACAAAAAAAUGCAUUUAAAAAGCCAAAGCCUGCUGUGACGCUGCUUAACUAUUAGGAGGGAAAGUUAGUUCUUUGUGAGCAAAGCCAGCCCUGCCCAGUAACAGUUGCUACGCAGGGAGCUGUAUUAAGGCAGGAAGGGGUCACUUCAUACAGACCUCCCUCAUCAUCUGCCUACAGCAUGUUACUGAGUUGUCAGCAUGUGUGAAUCCUAAUCUGAAGGCAAAUGUUUCAGCUAACUUGGUAAAAAGUAAUGGUCCAUGAUUUUUCUCUCUUCACCAGCUUGCAUGUUUUCUGUAGCAACAAUAAGCGUUUUCCCUGCAAGCAAGAGAUCUAUCAGGAAUAGAGUUCUGACAUUUUAGUAACUGUAUUACAGAAAAAUACUAGAAUACCACAAUGAUUAGAAGUCCUGAUCUGGACUCCUUUGUUUGUUGUGCUGUGUGUUCAAAAAUAAUACCACCACCACCUUCCAACGCUACUUGUGAUUGGAUUCGGGAGUAUAAGCCUUUCAGAACGCGGUAUUACACUCAUCGUGAUAUACUGGAGAUUGGAGCAGACAUUCAACAAGAACAACAUGAAAAGAAGGAGGCAGAGAUACAAGAGCGCAUUGAAAAAAUGAAAGCUGAACUUUGGGCUCAGGCUGAAAUGCACAAGGAAGAUGCAGUGGAUAAAGCUCUCAAAGAGGCAGCCGCUAACCACAGUGCAUUUGUACAAGACCUUAAACAAAAACUUGGAAAGGAAUUAAGGGAAGAGGUGAGGAAGGCGAAGGCAGAGAUGCAGCAGUACAUGGAGGAUGAGCAGAAGAGAGAGGCUGAAGCUGCAGAGCAGCGCAUGGCUCACAGAAUUCAGUGCACCCUCAUGGAGUAUGCCCGGGAGAAGAUGCAGGCGGUGGCCGAAGCCAGGAAACAGGAGAGGGAGGCGGCCCUGAAGGAAGCAGCCAGGCAGCACAGAAAGCACUUAGAGCAACUCAAAGAAGAAAGUAUGUUAGCUGAGGAACUAUAUCGUAAGAGUAUAGAGCAAUUAAACACAGAAAAAUGUCAUGAGUUUAAUAUUGCCCUGAGUAUCACACGAAAAGAGAAUCAGAUUGAGACUGAAAAACAGCUCAAAGAAGCAGAGACCGUCCAUCUUGAUGAGCUGGAAAAAGUGAUGGCUACACUGAAAGCAGCAGAAGAACAGGUAAAGACUCUCACACAACAACUGGAAAAGAUGACAGAUUGGAAGGACAGCCUGGAAACUGAAAUACAAGCAACAAGACAAGCUUUUCAAAAGUAUAUUGAUGCCACAUUUCCUAACCUGUCCCCUGGACAAGCAGAUUUUAUUCUGCCAUUCAGAAAAGCAUUUGAGCAGAAGGAGACCCCAGAAGAAGCAGAGGACAGUGACAAGGAAUGUAAGAGAACUAGUAUUAGAAGUGCAAGAUUCACAGCCAUGACUAAACAGAACUACAAAUAGGUGAUGCUGAAAAAUAAAUUCAUUUCUGUUCACUGAAUUA
Molecule: messenger RNA, 3727 nt
Organism: Harpia harpyja (harpy eagle)
Lineage: Eukaryota; Metazoa; Chordata; Aves; Accipitriformes; Accipitridae
Gene: C3H6orf163
Product: chromosome 3 C6orf163 homolog
Exons: 6
Coding region: 2635-3687 (350 amino acids)
Source: RefSeq, a predicted model, not a curated record